UGUGGCCCCGCCCAUUUGCAACAGUCUCCUCCCAUCGGUGGAAGGGAGAAGCCAUUUUUGUUUCAUGUCUGAAAACCUUCGUUGACUUGAAAUUUGAUGUAUAUCGGGCUCUGUGAAGACACCUGAAGCCUUUAUGCAACCCAUCUUUGGAUGGGUACCAUGAAUUGUGAAGAACCAAAUGUGGAGAGGGCUGUUCUCUCCUGGUCCAGAUUUGCUGCAGCUGGCCAAACUGCCCUGAAGGAGGCCCUGAAGGUCUUCAAUCCCAUUUCCCAGGACCUCUCUGAGACCGAGAGGCAAAUGGUGUCUUUUGUUCAGGCGUUAAAAGAUGAAGGACGUAAACCAUUGGUGCUAAGAAGCAAAGAUGUAUACGGAUACAGGUCCUGCACAACACAGUGUCUCACAACAGAGAUUGGUAGUAAGAUUCCGAGAAUACAAAAACCUUGUAAGAAACGAGGUCGAAAAACUUCGAUAAAGAACAAGGAUGCCAGCUCCUCAGUUUUCAGUACAACCACCAAGGCCAUCUUACAAAACCAGCCCAAGAUUCUACUGACCAAUCUCUCAGUAGAUACUCUCAAGCAGACUGUUUCACCGAAACCAUCAGUGCCGAUCUCAAGUUCUGUUCAAGUGCAGCAGUGCUUGAAAUUAACAAAUAUAAAGGGUGUUACUGGGGGGCACACUGCAAGGCUGCAAAUUCACUUUGGUGCGGACUCACAAAGCAUGAUCAAUCCCAGUGCCCAUUGCCCCCCUACACUAUCUGGGAUACCAUAUUCUCCUUCAGAAAACAUCACUCAAUCAUCAAGUGUUGUAGCUUUGGACAAUAAGAGAGUUUUGUCCUGUCCAAUUAAAGUGGACGAUGCCCUUAUUGGAGAUUCUGCCCCAAUUGUUUGUCAGAAUGGUAUUAGUCUGAAGGGGGGUAAAAAGGUCCCGAUAAUAGGUAAUUCUGGUGUGAUGAGCAAUGGUUUGAACUGUGAGGACAGUGACUCAAUGAGAAGGCUGAACUGCCAAGGUCGGGGUUGGUCUCAGCCAGCGCUAGUCACAAAUCACCAAGACAUGUCGAAACUGAACGGAAAUAGUCUUCAGUGGAAAGUCAUCAAAGUGGACGAGUCCGUCACUGACGAGGAGGUGAGGAAAGAAGCUCAGAAAAUCUUGCGAGUCAAUUUGUCACCCGUGAUACAGAUUCAUCCACUUGUACAUUCUGUAUAGACUUGAGAUCAAAAGUGACUUUUAUAUCCAUAUACUAUUAGACUUUCUUAUACUGGGACGUUGAUCGGAUCAAAACACGAUUAUUUCCAUCAGAGUUGGACGUCUUAUUACAAAUUAUGCAUUUUUCACAUGUAUGACCAACUUUGGUGAUCCAAAGAGGGAAAUUACUUUGAUUUUCCAUGACAUGAGUGUUUCUUUUAUUCAUUCAAAUUUUGCCUUGAUUUUGAUAAACUAAGCUAAAAGAAAUAACCACAUUGUGUCACUAUGCAGUGUUCCUUUAUGUCCCCUCAUUCUUGGAACCGGCUACCUGAGAACUUUGAAAUUUAGUGUCAAUGUAAGAGAUGAUACUUUAUUGAAAUUUAUUUCAGUUUGUGAUUGUUUUUAUUUCAUGCCUUGGUUAUGUUUUUAAUUGUCCAAAGCAUAAAUCUGUAGGCAUAGACUUCAUAAUGUUGAAGUUUUAAUGGUACAUGGGGGUGGGGUUAUGCUACAGACCUGGUUGGCACAGUGAGGACUGGUCCAGCAUCAUUCUAUUUUGAAAACUGCUUCAAAUAACAGGGACUCAAAUACCAAAUACACGAGCGAUUUGCUGAAUAUUGAAUCCUUUUUUGUUUACCUUUUUCUUCUCCCCGCUUUAACAGGCCCGCUUUAAUUCGACAGCGAAUAAUCCAAACACAUAAAAAUUUAAAUCUUCACGUGAUCUGGCAGUACAGAACCAAAACCGCACUACACUUUUUUCCCCCACUUCUUCAUUUAUUUGAUGCGUGCCUAUAACAACGCCAGUUUCAUCUAUUGAGAACUUGCAUCUAAUUCGAAUCUUAAGUUAAUUACUGCAACUCAGGGAUACGAUUUCCUCUGAGACACAGAUGAGUUCUCUUCCUGCUUGCAUGCAUGCACCAGAAGCAGCAAGCCCAGCUGUGACUUGGGGGGAUGGGGGGGAUGGGGGCAGGGUAGAGAAGUGACUAUGAAUAAUCAACCAAGACUUAGUGUUAUAAUUAGACCAUCCUUAUACCCCCCUGUACCAUUUAAUAGAUUGGGAGCACUAUGAUUUGAAAAUUUUAUCACAGGGCAAAAGAAAUGGCCUUAUGUUUCGUUUUUUGUGUUUUGAUUGUAUUUUAUUCUGUACUGCUCACUUCAUUUUUAUAUGAGACAACACUGGUAUUUUGGUGCUCAAUGAUUACAAUGUUGCCAUAGCCAUUAGCAUUCACAUUUGCUGACAGUGAUGGCCUGAUUUAAGUUUCUGUAACCCUAUUAUUCAACAUCAUUCCGAUCCCCAAUUUCAGUCAGUAGAACAGAUGAAAGGUCAAAUAAAUUGGUCAUUCUGAAAAGAAAAGAAAAAACACUGGUACACUCCCCAAAACUCGACAGGUUUUUCCCCAAAAAUACUUUCGAAAUUGCUUCUUUUGAGGUCAUAUAUAUAUAUAUAUAUAUAUAUAUAUAUAUAUAUAUAUAUAUAUAUAUAUAUAUAUAUAUAUAUAUACACACAUAUAUCUUUUAUAUUUUUCCCUCUGAUGAUUCUCUAUAUACAUAGCUUGAGCUUAGAUAUGGAUGUAUUUUUCAAAAUUAAUGCAGUGUAUAUGUCAGCAAAUGUUCAUGAUCUUUUUCAGAAUUCCACUGUAAACGCUUUAAUCCUGCAGUUUUUACAGAACACUUAACCCGUGUACACAGUUAAACCAUUUAAAAUGAGCAUUCAGUUCACUUUGUUAUCGGAAUAAUUUAUAUGUUGGGAGAAGAAAGUCAUACCGGAAGCCACAAUCAUAACUUUUUUUUAAGGCUAUUUCAGUCUGCAACAGAAACCAGUGCUGAGGCAUCAAGAACAAAUUCAUCCUUUAUUACUGAUUAAUCUUUUUUAUUCAGUUGAAUCUGUGACCUUGAACUGUAAAAUGUCAGUGUUGUAUCUUUAGUUACUAUUCAGAAGUUGUGAAUUAAAGUAUUUAAAAAAUGA
Molecule: messenger RNA, 3145 nt
Organism: Silurus meridionalis
Lineage: Eukaryota; Metazoa; Chordata; Actinopteri; Siluriformes; Siluridae
Gene: ccdc71
Product: coiled-coil domain containing 71
Exons: 2
Coding region: 151-1203 (350 amino acids)
Source: RefSeq, a predicted model, not a curated record